AUGAUUAAUUUUACGGGUCAGACUAAGAAAAGGGUAGUCAACUUAGGAGAUCGAAGGCAAAAGAAUUCUUCUACUAAUUAUUUAGAACAAGCCAAGCUACAGAGGCAACAUAGGGAAGAACAGCGGCAGUUAGAGAGGGCGAGUUUAGUUUUGCAAAGAUACAUCCGUAGAAGAAUAACAUUGGGGGAUGAAUCGGAAAUUUUGGCUAAGGAAUGGCUCAGGGAAUCCCAUUCCUUUCGAAGUGGAAAGCAGUGGAACGAUUGGUUGGUUAAAUUCCAUUUUAUAGCAAAGUGGUAUUUGAGUCGUCACGACAAAGCACAGUGGAUUGAGAUCCUUUCUACCCUAAAUGAGAGCUUAGAGAAUAAUCAUUUCGACACAACAAUUAGAGCUGCUGAGUUGGUUAUGUCUGGCGUAAGCUUUUUGAUCGAAUGUUUCAAUGAUCGUCAUUAUGACGCUUCAAUUUUGGAGCUUCUCCUAGACGGUUUGUCUAUUUCAAUGUCAACCGUCGAAGUAGAUGAAACUAGCCAGUAUUUCAACUUGACACGUAACUUACGAUAUGCAUUAUCACCAUCACUUUCUCAAAAGACAAUCAGCCGCAUCAAAAGUUUACUAUUUCAUAUUAAUAUUAGAGAUUCAAAGAGGGAAUUUAUUGCAUUCUUAUCGAUUCCUGAUAUAUUUGAAGAAAAUUAUCAAGAAUUGGAUAUAUUAAGGCUGAAAAUACCUGAAUGUAAGCCCGAAUUGGAUGGAAUGAAUGAUCUUAACUUAUUGAUAAAUUUUUUAAUCAUUCAUGGUAAUUGCAACUUCAAUAUCCAGGACUAUACUGUUAUCAACACAAUACUUUCCAACUCAAAAUUCACAAUUUACUCGAACGAAUACAUGGAGGAGGAUGACAAUCUCGAACUUAGAAGAAAACAGAACGUGUUAUACGUUGACGAGAAAGUUCUUGGAAAAUUAGAAGUAUUAUUCUCCUCUAAUUUUAUAAAGCAGGCAAUUAACAAUUUUACUAACCAAAUGGACGAUGAUCUUUCUAGCCAGGCGCUUGAGAUAUUUGCGAAUUUAAUGUCCAUCAUGCCAUCGUUCAGGAGUAAACUUUGCAUGCUUAUUACGAUAACCCCACAGUCCUAUAGGUGGUUUUUCAGGCAGCUUAUGAAGCAUCCGAUAGCUACAACUUUCAAUGACAAGUCAUUAAUGAAGCAAGAUUUCGUCAGGAGUGACGAAGUACUUACCUUGUAUGAUCAUUUAAAUGAAAGUUCCAUACUGCGAUUUUGGAAGACUCUCUAUACUUUUGAAGAGCUAUUCUCUUACUGGCUAAUUGUUUCUAACGAUAUGGAAAGCUUUCAUGACGAUAAAUUAAAUUUGGAUGAAAUUUUAGUUUUAUUACGAUUUUUGAAAUCCUUGUGUUUGUCGUUAGUUUUCAAUUCAAAUAAUCAAACAUUGUUUCCCGAUUACUCCAAACUAAAGGAAAUAUCGAUAUCAUUAUUGAAUCAGCUUUAUAUGAAGAAUUUGAGACUUCAGUUUCUUCCAAAAAACUUCUGGAGCUUGAAUGAAAUAAACUUUGACAUAGACAGUUUGCUUCAAGUUAUAGCGCAGGAAGAAGAAAGAAGGCUAGAAGAAUCUGAUGAUUCUUUAAAUUCGGAUACUGAAGAGGACAAAUUCACUCGAAAAAAGCUGAGGUUGAGCAAUUUGAGUAGCACAACAUCAGCAAAAUUGGAAAUACUUAAAAAGCUACCUUUUUUCGUUCCGUUUAAUCAUAGAGUGAAAAUAUUCCAGACUUUAAUAGAUUUGGACAAACAGAGGUUUAAUCCGGAUCCGUUUGCUAUGAUAGCUCCUCCUAGGUUAAAAGCGGAUAUAAGACGCGAAUUUCUUUUGAAAGAUGCAUUUAAUAGUUUCCACAAAGUGGGAUCAGCUUUCAGGAAUCAACUACAGGUUGUAUUUUACAACGAAUACGGAGGUCAAGAGGCUGGCAUUGAUGGAGGGGGAAUAACCAAGGAAUUUUUAACCUCUGUUGUAUCGGAGGGAAUUAAGUCCGACUUAUUCAAGGAAACUCUGGAGAAUCAAGUCUAUCCAAAUGAUGAUAUAUAUAAGAAGUUGAGCAAAAACAUUGAUACACAAGAGCAACAAGAAAAGCUCUUAUAUUUAAGAUUUAUGGGUAAUGUAAUUGGAAAGUGUUUCUAUGAAAAUGUCUUAAUAGAUGUUUCUUUUGCUCCCUUUUUCCUCAAUAAAUGGUGCAACGAUAAUAUGAAAAAUUCGAUUAAUGACUUGAGCUAUUUGGAUAAAGAAUUGUACUCAAAUUUAAUGAAAUUGACAAAUAUGAGUAACGAAGAAUUAGAAUCAUUGGACUUAACGUUCACUACGAACGAGCAAGUCGGUGGAAGAAAUGUUACGUUUGAUUUAAUGCCAAAUGGCGAGCACAUAAAAGUAGAUACUACAACCAGAUUAAAUUACAUUCAUCAGCUUUCUAAUUUCAAGUUAAACCAAUCAUUGCAUAUACAAACAAAAUUCUUUCUCGAAGGAUUACGGGAAAUCAUCUCUCCCAGUUGGCUUAGCAUGUUCGAUUCUGUGGAGUUACAAAUGCUUAUUUCAGGAGAUAAGAAAGACGUCGAUGUUCAGGAUUGGAAGGACAAUGCUGAGUAUGGAGGUUUCUUUGACGAUGAUAUCACUAUUAAAUAUUUUUGGGAAGUGGUGUCUGAGAUGAGUCCAGAGGAGAGAUUCAAGUUAAUAAAAUUUGUAACUUCAGUUUCGAGAGCACCUUUACUAGGUUUUGGCUCGUUGAGUCCGAAGUUUGGAAUUAGAAACUCCGGCCGAGAUAUUGAACGGCUACCAACAGCCUCAACAUGUGUCAAUCUUUUGAAGCUUCCGGAUUAUCAAGACAAAAGCUUGAUUCGAUCAAAAUUACUAUAUGCAAUCAAUACUGAUUCGAGAUUUGAUUUAUCUUGA
Molecule: messenger RNA, 2937 nt
Organism: Priceomyces carsonii
Lineage: Eukaryota; Fungi; Ascomycota; Pichiomycetes; Serinales; Debaryomycetaceae
Product: ubiquitin-ubiquitin ligase
Exons: 1
Coding region: 1-2937 (978 amino acids)
Biological process (GO): ubiquitin-dependent protein catabolic process; protein polyubiquitination
Molecular function (GO): ubiquitin protein ligase activity
Source: RefSeq, a predicted model, not a curated record